AUGAUGAAGCUAAAUCUCCUCGUCUUUUGCAUGGCAGCAACGACUGUCACGUCGACUCAUGCCGAUAUUCCCGAUGCUGCUGUCAUUGACAAGUACAUGGAAACUCUUUCCAUGGCAGGCAUUGCCGGCACAAGCAUUACUGACUCAUCCAACGACGAGAGACUCCUCCGUGGUUCGGGAGCCAAGGAACAAGGUAAAUGUCCUCCUGGACUCUCCACAGAUCUUAUCCAGUUUCCGCAGUGGAAGGAUGAAGUAGGGUAUUGGAUUGGGGAGUAUACGCUAUUGCAAGGCGAUGGCAACUACACCGUCAGUGCUAGCUGGCCGUAUCCUUACAAAUCCUAUACAGGCUUUAUCACUGGCACUGUGGUCGGUAACGCCUAUCGUCAACGCAACGUCUUUUUGUAUCCACCCUCGCAAGCAUCGCCAUGCGAUUCGGUAGUUGGUGAAGGCAAGUGCGGCGAAAAUGGAAACUCCUUAGUCUUUGCGGCCGAUCAAUCUGGAUGCAGCCUUGAUGGAGGUAUUGCGGGCUCCUUUUUAAUUGGCAACUUUCCCAUUGAUACCACCACGGAACUCGUUGGUGCGGACAAUGCCUUGCUGUAUCAAGUCUCGAUUGCUGGCACUCUCACACAAAGUCAAUUGACGACCAUCACCAAGGGAACUGAUGGCACGACUCGUCGUACCCGAACCGCACAAUCCUUUGGAUUUGGAACGGGAUUGCCUGCUGGAACCUCUUACUAUCGAGAAGUCAAUGUCAGCAAGGAAGAGUUUUACGAACGAUUGGAGCAAGUAAUUGCCGAAUAUGGUAUUUUGGAAGCGGAUUUGUGUGUGCGAGAUGGAUUCACUCGGGCUCCCCGUCCUGACUAUGUCCCUGGUAUUGCUCAAUGUAAGCAGCACUUGGAACAAAGCUUUGAGCUUUAA
This is a messenger RNA of Cylindrotheca closterium, 918 nucleotides long. The record is from the annotation of a GenBank genome assembly. Lineage: Eukaryota; Bacillariophyta; Bacillariophyceae; Bacillariales; Bacillariaceae.